GUGGCGCACUCACGCGCCCCCGCUACACACUCACGCGCAACGGCAGAGAGUUUUUCCGAGUGGGUGUUUCACUUUCCGUCCUUCUUCUCGUCCUCCCUUCGUUCUCCGCAGGGUCUCUCUCCGUCUGCUCCCCGAGCUCCAUCUGUCAGCUGCGGCUCCGCGACCUUCCUCUAACCGUCGAAGAAACCUCCGAGUCUGUCAAAAUGGCCAGCAAAGGAACUGUGAAAGCCUGCGGAAACUUCAACGCCAGUGCGGAUGCUGAAGUCCUGUACAAGGCCAUGAAAGGGCUGGGGACUGAUGAGGAUGCCAUCCUGCAGCUGUUGACGGCCCGCAGCAAUACCCAGAGGCAGGAGAUCAAGGCCGCCUACAAAACUCUGUUUGGAAAGGAUCUGGUCAGUGACCUGAAGGGAGAGCUAGGGGGCAAAUUUGAGACCCUGAUCGUGGCUCUGAUGACCCCGCCCAUCUCUUAUGAUGUGACAUUACUUCGCAAUGCCAUCAAGGGGGCAGGAACAGAUGAGAAGGUGCUGGUGGAGAUCCUCGCCUCCAGAACAUCUCGGCAGGUGAAGGACAUUGUCGCUGCUUAUAGACAGGAGUAUGAUGACGAUCUGGAGGAGGAUGUAUCUGGUGACACAUCAGGUCACUUCAAAAGACUUCUGGUUAUUCUGCUGCAGGCGAACAGGCAGCAGGGGAUCCAGGAGGGAAUGAUCGAGAGUGACGCUCAGGAACUCUUCAAGGCAGGAGAGCAGAAGUUUGGCACCGAUGAACAAUCGUUCGUCACCAUCCUUGGCAACCGGAGCGCCGAACAUCUUAGGAGAGUAUUUGAUGCUUACAUGAAGCUGUCUGGAUAUGAGAUGGAGGAGAGCAUCCAGAGGGAAACAUCUGGGUGCCUGAGAGACCUGCUUCUCGCCGUGGUGAAGUGCGCAAGGAGCGUUCCAGCCUAUUUUGCUGAGACCCUGUACUACUCCAUGAAGGGUGCCGGUACUGACGACAACACCCUGAUCAGAGUGAUGGUGACUCGUAGUGAGGUGGACAUGUUGGACAUCAGAGCUAAGUUUAGGAGCAUGUUUGCCUGCUCUCUGCAUUCAAUGAUCAAGGGAGAUACUGGCGGUGACUACCGUAAGGCCUUACUGUUGCUCUGUGGUGGAGAUGACGCGUAACCAAGGCCACAAGCAAUAACGUGAACCACACCUGAGGGGCCUCUUCUCUCAGUGGGCCCUUUGUGCUGUCGGCUCACAGAGACAACAAGCUAAUACAAAGUCAGAGUUCAUUACAACAAAACUGUCUUGUGUGUGAGACACGGCCCAUCGGGUCUUUUUAAACUAUAUGAUUCCAAAUGUUGUCUUUGAAAGGUAGCUAACAUUUUGUUCAUGUCCACAUUAAUGCAACUUUCAGUUGACUAAUAUCUUCACUGAAACUAAUGUAUUAUCAUUUAUAAUUCCAAAGUAUCUGAUUACACUCAUUUUUGUUUGCACUUUUAAUAGGAGCACCAAUAUGCAAAAAUAAACAUUUCAGUUGAUGAAGUUCAA
Xiphias gladius (swordfish) is the source of this 1526-nucleotide messenger RNA. It is a transcript of the gene anxa5b, whose product is annotated as annexin A5b. The record is from RefSeq and is a predicted model, not a curated record. Lineage: Eukaryota; Metazoa; Chordata; Actinopteri; Istiophoriformes; Xiphiidae. Gene Ontology annotation, biological process: negative regulation of coagulation. The transcript is spliced from 13 exons. Bases 204 to 1157 code for a protein of 317 amino acids. Gene Ontology annotation, molecular function: calcium ion binding; calcium-dependent phospholipid binding. Gene Ontology annotation, cellular component: cytoplasm.